Molecule: messenger RNA, 6372 nt
Organism: Rhagoletis zephyria (snowberry fruit fly)
Lineage: Eukaryota; Metazoa; Arthropoda; Insecta; Diptera; Tephritidae
Gene: eIF4G1
Product: eukaryotic translation initiation factor 4G1
Cellular component (GO): eukaryotic translation initiation factor 4F complex
Molecular function (GO): mRNA binding; translation initiation factor activity; protein binding
Source: RefSeq, a predicted model, not a curated record
UUUUAGGUUAUACUGCACUAAAGACAACGAAUGCGGUUUAAACUGCACCGUAAAGGAUAUUGAUACUAACAGCUGUGAAUUAAGGAACUUACACUUGAAAUCUUGCACACAAUAUAUAAAAAGAGAUUUCAGUUUAUAAAAAUUUUGAAAACAUAUAAAUUGACAUAAAAACCAUAAUCGGACCUUCGCUUUGUUACUAAGGCGGUUAUGUAGCUGCAUCAAAAGGACAUCAUCCUAAACCCCUUAAAGUGGGACGCCACACAAUCUGUGUUAUUAAUACACGGCAUGCAAACAACGGCUUCUUACGGACCGUCAGUACAGCCUAACAUUUUAAAAGCGAUGCAGCCACAACCCGCACAAAACAUGUAUGUUCAACCGGCAGUUACUAACAGUCCCAGCCAAGUGCGUUCUAAUCAAGCAGGCAGUUUAUAUCGAGGACCCUCUGCUAGUCCAGCGCCCCGUAAUGGCGCUCGUCAUGUCCCAAUGCAAGCUAUGUAUCCACAGACGAUGCAUCAAGGAGUUCAAAGCGUCGUAGUACAACCUUUUCCACAAUAUCAGCGUCAAGCGUUUCAAGCACCACCCUACGCACAAUAUACGCAACCAAUGCAGCCAAAUUAUCCAUAUCCAUAUCCCUCAUACUACCCUGUUCCUGCGCAGCGCGGUGCUGUAGGUGUUAGUACUGGAGUCGGUGUUGGUAACACAAUGUCUGUACAAUCAGGGCCAAAUGGUCCAAUGACAGGUCCGCCUGGUGCUACACAAACUCAGUUGCCGUUAGCGCCUGGAACGGUGCUUACUACGAGUGCCGUACCACCUGGCUCUAACCCAGCGGUUUUGGGCGUAGGACCUUCCCCCAGUGGACAGCAGGUUGCCGUCCAGUCGAUGGUUGGAGUUGUGCAAACUACUGUUCCUACACAGCCAAGCCAAAAGUCUACACGUCGGCGUGCACAUGCUCUCGAAAUCAUUGAUCCCAGCACAAAUAAAAAUAUUUUAGAAGAUUUCGAUAGGACGAAGACAUCUACAAGCUCAGAUGUUGAAUAUACCGACCAAAAUGUGUAUGUCCAGCAACCGAUUGUUAUGGCGGAUCAACUGCGUAAUAUGCCAUAUGAUAUGAUGGAAAUGCACCAAUUAGGUCGCGAUGUAACACUGGGGCAGACCCCAGUUGUUUCAGCUAUAACAGACGGUCCCUCAGUUGAAAUCCUACCGCCAAUGCAAAAGCCUAGAAGUAAAAAAAUACUACCAAUUGUUAAUCCUAAGGAUGGGAAUUCUGUACAAAGCUCAGGAACUCAACCAAGUGAUAACAGACCUUUGCAACCACAGCUUAUACAACAGCAUCAGCUCCUGCUUCAGUCAACCAAACUUAUAGAGGAAGGCGUGCAUGCUAAAAACCCUGACUGUAUUCAACAGCAACUGCCCGUUUCACAACAAUCCCAGCAGCAACAACCACACCAACCAUCCCAACGAGUGCCACAAAUAAAUUCGAAGCAACAACAAGCGCAAAGAACAGCAAAUGCAAAUAUAGUUAUAAAAGACGACUUCAAUAGUAACAUAUCCAAAGAAUGUGCCGCUGGGGACGGUAAUCUACGGCAACAACCGCAAAUUUAUAGUGCGGCUACCACAAUUAACCCGCCGAUUAGCGUUUCUGUGUCGACAGUAGCUUCGGAUGCUAUUCAAAACCAAAAUUUAUUAAAUAGUAUUGGUGGGACCGAUGAUUUGAAUACGGCGCCGACAACUGUCCCAGUACAACUACAGCAGCAACAGGACUUCCCAUCUAGUAAUGAUCCAGCAUCACAACCACCUGCGACAUUUAACAUUGUGAAUGCAGCUGGAGAGGUAGCAACUGAAAUAUCAACGACUUCAGCAAGUACACAAAUACCAGUGGCUGAUUCAAAAACGCACAAUAUGCAGCUCACCGAAAUAAUAGCUACUGAGGUUAAGCAAAAUAUUACUCAUGGUCCUCUCAAUGAUGACAUAAAACAAAAUGCUAAUGGCGCUGCUCAACCGGCCUCGUGUAAUGGUGCUGCAAUUGCCCAAGGUGACGAAAGCUCGUCCAAGUCAGCCGGCGAAAAUCAGAAUAACUGGAUAGAGGAAGCUGUUAUAGUUCAAAUGGACAAAAAUGCUGGCCGUAGUCGUGAGUCCUCGGUCAAUGAAACCGAUCCUGGACAAGAACAAUUACUGGAGCCGCCGAGUUUAAAUUCCAGAAGCAGUGCGGUGGUAGAAAAAGAAUACGAUGAGACUGACCGUGCCCUCCAUCAAGAACAGCACUCAUCUAAUGAAAUAGAAGCAUCUUCAAAUAAAUGCAGUAAAUCAACACAUUCAAGUGUUGUUACGGCUGAUACAGCGAUAGUAAAUAAGCCCACAUUGUCGCCAACUGAAACCACAGAGUCGGAGAUAGACGCGAGUAGUCUUAAAAAUGAAAACAGCGAUAGCGAAAAUAAUGGUAGUCCUGACGUUCCGCGUAGUAGUUCAAAUGGAGAUAAGAACCCAAUUGAAGCUGAUGAAAAAAGUCCCUCAGAAGGUGGCGAUCAGUCAAUCGCGCAACAAUCUUUGAUAAAUUACAACGAGGGCCAGUGGUCACCCAACAACCCGACAGGAAAAAAACAAUACCAUAGAGAACAACUUUUACAAUUAAGAGAAGCGAAAGCUUCACGUAGGCAACCUGAAGUGAAUAAUGUAGCUAUAUUACCGACCCCCAAUUUGAUGCCAUCUUUUGUCCGUCCCAAACGUGUGCAGUCCAUGGUUGGUUCGUUGAGCAGUAAUCGUGGUGCAACUGGAAGUGUUUCUGGCGUGGAUGGGGGCGGCAACUAUGGAAAUAAGCAGGCAUCAAUGUCAGGUGUCCAUGCACGAGGAAGCAUGAAAGGAAUGAUUCGCGUGAAUCUCUCGCUAAAUCAGGAUGUGAAACUAAAUGAAACUGAUAACGCCUGGCGUCCUAGUGUUCUUGUUAAAGGAAGCGAGGCCGAAGCCGAUCCCGAGGCUGGGGCGAAGCGAGAAAAAGAUGAACUUAUACGUCGUGUGCGUGGUAUACUAAACAAACUAACGCCUGAGAAAUUUGAUACUUUGGUUGAAGAAAUUAUUAAGCUUAAGAUCGAUACACCCGAUAAAAUGGAAGACGUAAUGGUUCUUGUAUUUGAAAAGGCAAUAGAUGAGCCAAACUUUUCCGUAUCAUAUGCACGUUUGUGCCAUCGAUUGAUUACAGAAGUCAAAGCACGAGAUGAACGCAUGGAAAGCGGGACAAAGACUAAUUUGGCUCAAUUCCGUGCUGCUCUUUUAGAUAAAACGGAACGUGAAUUUACACAAAAUGUUACAAAAAGCAAAGCAAAGGAAAAGAAGUUGCAACCAAUUAUUGAAAAAAUUUCAAACUGCAUAGAUCCUACCGAAAAGGCUGAGUUAGAAGCACAGUUGGAAGAAGAGGAACGAAAAAUCCGUCGCCGUUCGGGAGGAACAGUACGUUUUAUUGGAGAACUUUUUAAAAUUUCCAUGCUCACCGGAAAAAUUAUUAACUCAUGCAUUGAAGCACUUCUAAAUCCUAAUUCGGAAGACCAGCUUGAAUGCAUGUGCAAACUUCUAACUACGGUCGGUGCUAAAUUUGAAAUGACACCUAUUAACUCGAAAGAGUCUUCUCGUUGCUAUUCGUUGGACAAAACUAUAGCUCGAAUGCAAGCUAUAGCAUCUAAAUCGGACAAAGAAGGAGCGAAAGUGAGUUCACGUGUGCGUUUUAUGCUUCAAGAUGUGAUUGACUUACGCCGAGACAAGUGGCAAUCGAAACGCAACGAAGCACCAAAAACAAUGGGGCAGGUUGAAAAAGAGAUGAAAACUGAACAGCUGUCCUCACAAUAUUUCAACUAUGCUGGAUCAGUUUCGGGUGGCGGAGGCUCCAAUGGUCCGUCGUCAUUAGGCCCUGGUGGAAAGCGAGAUGAACGUGGAGGAGGUGGUCGAUAUAACGACUCACGGUCCGGUUAUGGAGGUAGUCACAGUCAGCGAGGUGAUACCGGGAGCCUCAGGAGGCAGCAAGGUGGUGGAAACAGUGGCACUAAUAGCGGAGGCCAUUCAAACUCAAAUAAUGACGACAGCACAUGGAUUGUCCAAACCAGUAAGGGAAGUCGUUGCUUAGAUACGAACAAAUUGGAGGGAUUGACAACCCCUAAUAACUUUGAACCUAAGAAAAUGGGUGGUGUCUCUCAAUUUAUUUGGUCCCAUGGCUCACGGCAAUCUUCCACGCCCACAUCUACACCUACGAAUUCCUUUGCAGCCCUAUCUGCGCUCAGUGAUACUAAUAGAAGUAACGAUAGGGAUCGUGAACGUGAUAGAGACCGAAGUGGGCCGCGCAGUAAAGGAUCUUACAACAAAGGUUCCAUGGAGCGAGACCGUUAUGGCAUGCAUCCACGAUCGGGUUCUUCUCAAGCAUCGCGAGAAAGUUCCUCGUCGCGGGGACCCCAACCAUCACGGUCGUCAAUGGGUACAUCUGCUAUGCAAAAGUCUGCAAGUCACUCCAAAUACACUCAGCAACAAUUGCCAUCAUCGAACAGAAUGACAUCAAAGGCUGCUCUUUCAGCGGCAGGGCCGUCAUUAUUUUCUCAGCGCGGAAUUGAUACAUACUCCCUUUCAAACCAACAAGGAGACAAUAGCAUGAGUGGGAUGCCUACAGAACCGCCAACUGCAGUUUUUGAAGAAUCAAGCACUGGUGAUAUCAGAAUCAUUAAGUCGGUAGUUUCCGAGAUGCUAGAAGUAGCUUCGAACUCAAAAACUCUAAAGAAUUCAAUAGAACCAUGUAUGCUUCGAGUUCGGGAAAGCCAACGUAGCGCACUUUUGUGCUAUAUUAUGACAGAUUUUUUGCAUUUGCGGCAAGUUGGCAAAUUGCAAAGACGUCAUUUGGGCAACAUAGUUGUUUAUUUAAUUAAGAGCAAUUUUAUAACUCGUGAACAUUUUCUGUUAGCCUACAACAAAUUCUGCGAAAUAGCCAGUGAUUUAGCACUUGACAUUCCUGAUCUCUGGAAAUAUAUGAUCGAAUUUACCGGGCCGUUGGUUCAGAAAGGGUACAUAACAAUCAACGAUCUUUGGAGUAAGCAACUGAAAGAAGACAACGCUCCGAGCUUUGGAAGGAAGUUAUUGAAGAUUUCUUUAGAAUACUGUUUAAGUGAAAUUGGUCCUAGUUUUACGCGUACCAUGUGGAAAAAGAAAAACAUAAACUGGACAGACUUCAUGGACGAGAACGAAGUCAAAAGUUUUAUUCAGAUAAAUAAAUUUGAAUAUAUUGAGAACGAAACAAUACAACCUACAAUCGUUAUUAAUGAGCCCAAAGAAGAUAAUAUAAACAGAGUUUCGGAGAAUGUAGAGCAAUUGUUAAAAGAGGAAGCAACGGCAGAUUGUAUAAUAGAUUACAUAAAUGGAAACGUUGUGGAUAGUGAUAAGCACUUUAUCAGAACCCUAGCAACUAAACUGUGUGAUUUCGCGAUUUCAUACAAAGAAAAUAGCUAUAAAUUGGAAGCCGAUUGUUUUCGAAAAAUUUGCAUACCUGUUUUACAUCGGUAUAUUGAUUCCAAAGAGGAAUUCGAAUUGGAAUGCUUAUAUUCAAUGCAGCUAUUGGUAGCACGGUUAGAACAUCCGAGAGGUUUGCUGAGUGAUCUGUUUGGAGAACUAUACGAUGCUGAUGUAAUACCACAAGAUUCCUUUAUUAAAUGGCGGGACUCAAAAGAUCAAUCAGCCGGCAAAGGUGUUGCUGUGAAAGGACUCAAUCCGUUUUUCAAUCAUGUACUUAGCAGCGAGACUAGCGACGAGAAUAUCUAACGGAACUUUAAUCAACAACACAUGCCUUUAGGUAAAGACUAAAUAAAUAAUGUAUGUUUAAAGUGAAUGCAAUUAGAGACGUCUUAUAAAUAUUACUGUAAAUCUAUCGCAUAUAAAAAUAUAUAAAGGAGUAUAAUAAUAGUGCAAGCCUAAAAUAAUAUAUAUUUUUUUUUACAUUAAGGAAUAUUUAAGAAAGUUCGAGUGAAUAUAUGAAAUAAAUCAUCAAGAAAAGGAAAAUUGGUAUAAAAAUGCAUAUAGUGUAGUUUUAAGCUAAUCUUAUAAAAAUAUUAGGGAAUUUCUUUAUUUUCGGAAUCGUUUUGAAUUUGUGGAAAAAUUUAACUAUAAAGAAAACAUAAGUGUAAGAAACAAAAAAAAUUUAUCAGAAAACUAUAUUAAUAUGAGGUAUGAAAACCGAUACUUUUCGCAAAAUCGUGUAUGUAACUAACACCGUUCAGAUCUACCACUAGCGUUCAUUACUGCAUCUCUGAGAGAUUGAAGUAUGUAAAAUAUUAAUAAUUAAGCUUAUUGUACACAAGUUUUUAAAGCUAUACAUGAACUAAAACGAGAAAAAAACGACAACAAAAAAUCAAA